Tricharina praecox is the source of this 849-nucleotide messenger RNA. RefSeq lists its product as uncharacterized. The coding region runs from base 1 to 849 and encodes 282 amino acids. The record is from RefSeq and is a predicted model, not a curated record. The transcript is spliced from 3 exons. Lineage: Eukaryota; Fungi; Ascomycota; Pezizomycetes; Pezizales; Pyronemataceae.
AUGUCUCCCCACAAGCAUAACUACAACCUCCGAAAGCGCGCCGAAAGGGCCGCUGCCGCCACGCCGCCACGCCGCAAGGCCUGCAAGACCUCCAAGACCGCCGCCAGCCGCAGCAGUAUCUCCAAGACCGCGCGGGCCGCCCCAAAGACGAUCUACUACGCCCUCAAGUUCAGCGCGAUGGCGCGCCUCACGGAGAUGGAGAUCACCAAGGACACCACGCUCGUCGAGGGUGAGCGCUUCCACCGCCUGAGUUGCGGCGGGAAGCGCGCCCCACGCGGCGUGGUGGCCUUGAAGAUCUCCAUUCCCGCGGGCGUUGAGGGCGGGGAGUGGCCUGACGAGAUGGAAUUGGAGGCGAUCAGCGGAGAGGAGGAAGAGGAGGUGGGACAAGAGGAGGUGCAGGAGCAGGAACUUGAGCAGCAGCUUGAGCAGCAGCUGCAGAAGGAGCAGCAUCAAGAGGAGGAGGAGCAGGAGCAACAGCUCGAGCAACAGCUGCAGAAGGAACAGCUGCAGGAGCAGCAGGAGGAGAACGCGGAGGAGGAAGCGGAGCAAGAGGAGGCGGAACAGGCGGCCAAUAACAGCGGCCUCAGCUGCAUCGAUACCAACCAGAGAUACAUACAGGAGUCGUUCAACAAUGCGAAGCGCAUCAUGGAGAAAAAGAAGAAAGGGGCGAUGGAGAUACCAGAGAUGUCUCCUCACAAGCACAACUACAACCUGUGCAAGCGCGUGCCCAAGCCCGCUAGAAGCGGCAGCGGCAGCGGCGGCAUCUCCAAGACCGCGCGCGCCGCCCCCAAGCCGAUCUACAUCUACUACGCCCUCAAGCCCAGCAUCCUGGCGUUGAGGAAGGCCUGA